AUGGGGAAGCAGAAUAAGGCCAGGAAGAAGGCCUUUACCCGGAGAAGUAAAACCGGGUGUUUGACAUGUCGGAAACGAAGAAUCAAAUGCGACGAGACAAGGCCGAUGUGUAGAAACUGUGUGAAAUCUUGCAGAAACUGCAUCUACAGACACGGCACCGCCAUUGCAGGCCAAGAGGUUGCUCAGGUUGACUAUACGCAGAACAAUGGCGUUGUUACCCGUUUCUUACCAACCCCAAUUCGGUUACAACCAAAAAUGCAACCGGCUUAUUAUAGAUCACUUUCUCGAACUCUAGAACCAUUAGAAUACGUUGUUGUUCCUGCAUUUUAUCUUUUGCAACGAUAUAUACCUAACCAAUAUGACAACUACGUAUCAUAUUUAGUUAGACGUACAUCCCACGCUAUUUUCCUUCAACCUUCAAACGGUACCUUCUCUAGUGAAAAUCAUUUAGAACCUUCCUCGAACCCGCCAUUGUUGAAAUUGCAUCAACACUCUAGUUACUACCAUUCAUACUUGCAUCCUCCAACCCAAUAG
Pichia kudriavzevii is the source of this 534-nucleotide messenger RNA. RefSeq lists its product as uncharacterized. The coding region runs from base 1 to 534 and encodes 177 amino acids. Lineage: Eukaryota; Fungi; Ascomycota; Pichiomycetes; Pichiales; Pichiaceae. The transcript has a single exon. The record is from RefSeq and is a predicted model, not a curated record. Gene Ontology annotation, molecular function: zinc ion binding; DNA-binding transcription factor activity, RNA polymerase II-specific. Gene Ontology annotation, biological process: regulation of DNA-templated transcription.